CUGAGUAAACUUUGAUCCCUUGAGAAGGACGGCAGAGGCCUAAUGCUGAGGGGAGAUCGUCUCCAAUAUUGUGAUGGUACAGGGGAUCACUAGAGGCUGAGUGGAAAUCUACUAUGAUAUUGGGGAUCACUAGAGGCUGAGAGCUAAGGCAGCUAGACAGGGGACAGACCUGGGUGAACUACAGGUCACAGCAGUCAGGAAACUCAUCAGACAAACCCAGUGACUGACAGCAGCUUCCUGGUGACGGAGACGAUCGGUGUCAUCUGUCUGGACAAGAGGAAUAAAGUUCACUUUUUAUGCGUCAUCUGGGAAGCUGAAUGUCCUCUAUACCUCAGAUCAGUCAGGCACACAGAGAAACCUCAAAUUAACUGAGUACCAAGAAGAAUAAGGGUUCAUUUAGAUAUAGCAGAGCUGGAAAAGUGAUAGAUCGGGCUGCAAGAACGAGGAACCACAAGAGCGGUCUGGACUCUGGGAUCUAAAAUAAGCUGAGGAAGAAAAACUUUAUAGAAGGGAGAAUACACAGAAAGACAAGAGGCAAUAAAUAAAGCAUCAACUAUUAUGUCCACCGAUGAAAAAGAAAUCACUGGAGACACAGCAAAGGAGAAGUCAGCAAUGACAUCAGAGGAGAAGUCAGCAACGACAUCAGAGGAGAAGUCAGCAAUGACAUCAGAGGAGACAUCAGAAAUGACAUCGGAGGAAACGUCAGCAACAACAUCAGAGGAGAAGUCAGCAAUGACAUCAGAGGAAACAUCAGCAAUGACAUCAGAGGAGAAGUCAGCAAUGACAUCAGAGGAAACAUCAGCAAUGACAUCAGAGGAGAAGUCAGCAACGACAUCAGAGGAGGCGUCAGCAGCAACAUCAGAGGAAACAUCAGCAAUGACAUCAGAGGAGAAGUCAGCAAUGACAUCAGAGGAGACGACAGCAAUGACAUCAGAGAAGAAGUCAGAAACAGCAUCAGAGGAGAAGUCAGCAAUGACAUCAGAGGAGAAGUCAGCAAUGACAUCAGAGGAGAUGACAGUAAUGACAUCAGAGGAGAAGUCAGCAAUGACAUCAGAGGAUAAGUCAGCAACAAUAUCAGAGGAGACGUCAGCAAUGACAUCAGAGGAGAUGACAGCAAUGACAUCAGAGGAAAUUACAGCAAUGACAUCAGAGGAGAUGACAGCAAUGACCUCAGAGGAGACAACAGCAAUGACAUCAGAGGAGACAUCAGCAAUGACAUCAGAGGAGAAGUCAGCAAUGACAUCAGAGGAGAUGACAGCAAUGACAUCAGAGGAGAAGUCAGCAAUGACAUCAGAGGAGAUGACAGCAAUGACAUCAGAGGAGAAGUCAGCAAUGACAUCAGAGGAGAAGUCAGCAACAAUAUCAGAGGAGAUGACAGCAAUGACAACAGAGAAGAUGACAGCAAUGACAUCAGAGGAGAUGACAGCAAUGACAUCAGAGGAGACGACAGCAAUGACAUCAGAGGAGACAUCAGCAAUGACAUUAGAGGAGACGAUAUCAUCAAAGUUACCACUAACCACUAAGUCACCAGCAAACUCACCAUUCUGGUCUACAUUGUCUACAUUAUGGUCUACGUUAUUCCAUGGAAUAUGUCCAUCAUUUGUUAACUUACUAGCGGAUUCCGAUGCAGAAACAAAAAGCAAAGAUGGAAAUAUCCGGGCUGAACCAGAUCAGGAGGACACAGAGAACAAACAGAACGAUUGUAAGAUAAAAAAUGGAGACAACGGCAAUAAGGAACCAGAUGAUGAAGACUGUGAGAUUCUUCCUGCGCCCGAAAACAUUAAGGAUGAAGAUAAUGCAGGAGAUGGAGACCAAGAGACGGGAAGACCCUCGACUGAAGGAAAACUCAACACCAUCCGGGAUCUGCUCACAAAUACGUCGUGGUUCGGAUUGAUUUCUCAGACUAAACACAAGGUCGGAAUCUUUUCAAGAUCCUCAGAAACCAACUAUCAAUGGCUGAAAACAAGGCUGGAAUCUGGAUCCUUCCGGAAUGUCAUAGAGAAUGUCCAGUCUACUUAUAUCCGUAACAAUGGCUUCCGGCAGUUCAUGGAGGACGUGUCCCGGUGCACGUUCGGAAUCCUGUAUCACACGAAGAACAGAGGACGGAUCAAUGUCACCAAUGUCACCGACUCUCUGUACGACGAGGAGCUGAGUUAUUUGUGUGAGAUGUUAGGGAGAAGCAAUGUGAUUGUGAUCAUCGAUGACCUGAGUGAUGACAGUGACCAGAAGAAGGACCAUAUCCUGGAUAACCAGCCAAGCAUCAGGGAGCAGGCCCGGGACCUGUUCCUAUUUACCUCCAGUGAUCACCAAUGAUGGCGGUGGGAGAUGCCCCAGAGGUUCCUCAGUUAUAAUACACAGAGGUCCCAUCUUAUAUGGAAACCACAAGCGUCUGUCAUUCUAUUCCUGUACGAGUAGACACAAUGGUCACAAUGUAGACGGAUACAGUAUGUGUCAUUGCAUUGAGUGGAUAGAUAUGUCUGUGUAUCCUUUCUCUUUUGUUAUAUGACUCUGAAUACACUUAUUACUGGUUCAGCCUUUCUCCAUAAUAUAUACUGUAGGUAUAUUAUGAAUUAAAAAAUCAUGGGAUAAUAUUGCAUAUAUAGGAUCGUAUAUUAUCACAUCACAGCGUUAUAUAAAUAAGGCAGGACUGUCAUAGAUCCCUGUACACAUUAUACUUUUUAUUCUUAAGUUUUUAUUUUUCUUAGGUAUCUCUAUGUAGUCCUCACCCCGUCACCUAUUGUCUGUAUUCCUAUAUUGUUAUAUUGUCUGUACAUUUCUGUACAAACAGUAUGUUUAGAAUGCUUGGUUCCGAUGGCAGGGGUGGUGACGUCACCCCAGACCCCUCCAUUCAUGUCUAUGGGAGGGGGCGUGAUGGCCGUGUGGGUAAAACACAUUGCAAAAAUGUUUUCUGACUCUGAAGUGUUAUCCAGUUUCCCGUAUUAGUAUUGAGUAAGUGUUUCAUGAGCCUGAUAGAACCGCCAUGUGGAAACAGACCAUUAAAACAAUUCACCAUUAAGGUAAUGAAGAACGGAUUAUUGUUAUAUUACCUUGAAUUACCUGAAGUGUCCAGUAGAUGACUGCGCCAACAAGUCCAGUCCAGUCCAGCUGAACAAGCCAAGCAGAGAGAAAGCAAAUUAAGGAGAUUACCAGGGUCGGUCACAAGAGAGCAGCUGAGAGAUACAUACUGGCAUUUGGAGAGAUCAGAACUGAUGCCAGUACAGCCUAUGGGAGCAGCAAGAGAAACUUCAGCUGGACUGAUCUGGUUACGGGCCUGAAGCUCCUCUCCCAUGGCCCACAGCAGAUUUUAAAGGCCUUGAGGUUCGGUUUUGGAAAUUCAAAGUGUUUAGCCUAAUACAGUUUACACUGCGUAGCAGGACUUUGUAUGGGCCGAAUCUCUUCUAUGUGCACCAACAGCCGUUAGGGUGAAGAUCAGGGUGGGCUGCAGGUGUGCUUGUGGGUGAGUAAGGGAGACCUAUAGCCACAUUGCCUUGUCUGACUCUGAGAUAUACUAUACUAUGUGAAUCCUGGUAGAAAAAACAGACAUGGGCGCACAUCCACAAUUUUGAAUUAUGAUCUAAUUGCUUCUCAGCAUAAUUACAAAAACUAACAGGUUGUUAGAAUAUACGUUUUGAUCAAAAGGUACAAAGCCCACUCGCCACGUCAAGGCCACCUAUUUAGAGUGGGUCCCUAACGUCCCUAGCAUAAAAUGGUGUAGCACUGGGCGGCGCCCACCACCGCCGCGACACCAGUGCCCACAGGGGGAAUGACCCACUGGCAGAGCGGCCCCAGUGCCACCCAAACCAGUCUCUGGGCCGCAUCCCCCGCAGACACGACGCCGCGGCAGCAACGGACGCCGCACAGCACCACACCAGUGUGAACAAGGUGUAACAGCACAUUUACCAUGUGCUCCCAGUCAGACUGGGAGACUGCUAGAAAAUGAAAGGGCCCAGGUGUAGCUACCUGCUACUUAUAUAGGGUUGGGCUGAGGGGGUGGGGAGGAGUGCAGGCCAAGUGGAACAAAAAAAAGGAGGGGAUAGAAUACACAAUGUGAAUCCUGGUAGAAAAAACAGACAUGGCCGCAUAUCCACAAUUUUGUAUUAUGAUCUAAUUGCUUCUCAGCAUAAUUACAAAAAUUACUAUACUAUGUUAUGUUAUUAACGGUUGUUGUUUUUUUUCCCUUCCUGCAAUAUAAAGUUAG
This is a messenger RNA of Hyla sarda, 4198 nucleotides long. RefSeq lists its product as uncharacterized. The record is from RefSeq and is a predicted model, not a curated record. NCBI's taxonomy places the organism in Eukaryota, Metazoa, Chordata, Amphibia, Anura, Hylidae. The coding region runs from base 559 to 2313 and encodes 584 amino acids. The transcript has 11 exons.